Dichomitus squalens LYAD-421 SS1 is the source of this 1365-nucleotide messenger RNA. RefSeq lists its product as uncharacterized. Lineage: Eukaryota; Fungi; Basidiomycota; Agaricomycetes; Polyporales; Polyporaceae. The record is from RefSeq and is a predicted model, not a curated record. The transcript has 8 exons. The coding region runs from base 65 to 1135 and encodes 356 amino acids.
GGCAUUCUUGGGCACCUGAGUCCAUCCCCGUCCCAAGUCUUGCUUCCUGCAUACGCCGAGCGCCAUGUCGUCUGCCUCAGCCUCUGCUGCUUCGGGUGCGGCUGCCGUCAUCCCCCACCUCCCGCCUCUAGAUAAGAUGUUUCUUAUCGGGAUCUGGGUGGAGACGGUGCUCUAUGGCAUCAAUAUUUUGGUCUAUGGCAGUGCGAUAUACGUUCUGGUAGGGCGGAUUGGCGGAACGACGAAGUCGAGCUCCCACCUUUUGAUCUCAGUAUCUACGCUGGCAUUCAUGCUCUCUACGGCCUAUAUCGCCGUAACGCUUCGCCAACUACUCGAGGCAUUUAUUUACUCGCCGCCUGGCACCGCUACUCUGUAUUUCGCGAACGAGUCUUCUCGGCUUGCCCAGUCCAAGCUUGGCUUGUACACCGUCAACGUUUUCCUUCAAGAUCUCAUCCUUAUCUGGCGGCUGUGGACCCUAUUCGGACGAAGGUUCUACGUGGUUAUUCUACCGCUUAUCCUCGAGCUCGUGCGCUUGGCCGCUUCUAUCACGGCCAUGGUCAGAGGCGGGCAGCCUGGCGUCCCGAUUUUCGACCCUCUCAUCCACAAGAUGGGCAUCGUGGACUGGACCUUCGACUUGGCGCUCAACAUCGGCGUCACGCUCGCCAUCGCUGCGCGACUCUGGUACAUGGGCCGCACCGUCUCCGAUUAUGUGUCCUCUGGGACUGGUGUCGGAUCAAGGGGGAACAAGUACAACAAGGUCAUCUUCACCAUCAUCGAGUCCGGUGGUCUCUUCGCUACCGCGACCCUGGUCACCGUCAGCCUUUACCUCAGCGGGAACAUCGCGACAGUCGUCGCGAUUGACAGUAUUACGCAGCUUGCGACGAUCACCCCGCUGCUGAUCAUCGUCCGUGUUGGGCUGGGAUUGACGCACGGAUCGACAUUCGGCGGCCGCAGAGGAGAGUCCACUACGGCGCUGGGAACUGCCCAGUCGACGAUCCCUGGCGGUCCGAUGACCUUUGCCCCUCGCCAGGUGCAGAUUAGUGUGUCCAAGGUGCACGAUAGUGACACCAUGGUGGAUGAGUACCCGCUCUCGUCUAUGCAUUCCGGGGAUCUCAAGUACGGCGGUGCCGCGGUCUGAGACUGUCGACACUGCUCAUCGGGUCUCUUGUCCGUCUAUAGGAGGAGUACGGCUUAAAGCCGCCUUUGUACACCAUGUUGUAGGACGCAUCUUUGAUGUAUUAUUUAUUUAUCGUCGCUCAUUUGUGUACUGACAUGAUUUAUUACGUAAACAUGCUCCUUCAAGUGGUCGUAGCCAAAAGAACGUCUGAUUGCGUUAGGGACGUCUUCUGUUGAAUAUAUGGGGUUAAC